Messenger RNA from Bombyx mandarina (wild silkworm), 2037 nucleotides. RefSeq lists its product as uncharacterized. Lineage: Eukaryota; Metazoa; Arthropoda; Insecta; Lepidoptera; Bombycidae. The record is from RefSeq and is a predicted model, not a curated record.
AUGUCAGUGGCGCCGGCGGUGAAGCGCGAGGUGGAAUUGGAGAACGGCGGCGGCAGUCCGGGGCGCAAGCGACGCAAGCAGGCGGCCCCCUCCCGAGCGCCCCCGCCCGCGCCCCCUCCCCUAGACCUGCACGCGAAGAUGGCAGACAUUUACAAGAGCGCUCUCGCCUUCGGAGAGCUCGCGCUGCCGACCUUCGACCCGCUCGCCGCCUUCCGCCUCCUACCGCGACACGAUCCACCGCGCAUCUUCAAUCCGGAAGCCUACUGUGACCUCUGCUGUAAGGAGUUCUGCAACAAGUACUUCCUUAAAACGCAUCGCGCCAAUAAGCAUGGUAUUUACGACGGCAACGAGCCUCAGCCGGCCGCACCUCCUCCUGCGCAACCCUCACCCCCGCGGCGUGCAUCCGACGAGGAGUCCGGCGGCACUCCACGGAGACUGUCGCCUGAUUCAGCGCGACGUGCUCGCGAAGCCGGCUUCCAACCCGACGUGCUGCGAAGGCUCGGAGUCGUCAACCCUGAAGCGUUCUGCGAGAUAUGCUGCAAGGAGUAUUGCAACAAAUAUUUUCUGCGGACGCACAGGGAAAGAAGACACGGGGUUCCACUGAUGCACUCGUUGUCGAUGGAGCAUUCUCCGCCGUCAAUCACUCCACCUGGAGGACAGUUGAUCACCUCGCUCAGCACGCCCUUGGGUACACCGCUGGGCACACCGCUGGGAACCCCACUGCCGCCACCGCUGAAUACGCCACCUGCCCUGCCGGCUCCACCGCCUGAUACGCCACCGCGGUCUCAUUCGCUCCCGCCACCGUUCGACACUGAAGAGAUGGCGGAGGUAAAACGAGAGUGCGAAGACGAUUUUGAGGCAGUACUUCGCGACGGACAGACGAGUCCUCUCAAUCUCAUCGUAGAGGAGCGAGGCGCCGCGUCCCCGGGCUCCGCCAGCGAAGAACUCCGCAAGCUGCAGACGAUGAUAUCGCAGCUGAACGAGCUCGCGGCCGAGAGAUUAGCAGAAGACCCGGGAGAAGGCGGAAUGCGGCCCCCUUCAGCCUCGCCGCCCCCGCCCGACGAGCGCCGAGCUUCAUCAUCAGGAUCGAGUUUCUGUGAAAUAUGCAACAAGGAGCUGUGCAACAAAUAUUUCAUGCGCACUCACAUGCAGCGCAUGCACGGCAUCUCGCUUGAGAGCGGCACACAGCUGGGUGGCGUCACGUGUGACAUUUGUCACAAGGAGCUUUGUAGUAAAUAUUUCCUACGUGUACACAAGCAUAACACGCACGGCAUCCCGGCACCGCCCGCCCCCGCCACGUCUGCGCCCGCGGAGCCGUGCCCGCUGUGCGCGCGGAGGUUCCGGGGACCGCGUGCACUGCGCGCCCACUUGCUCGCAGAGCACGCUCCGCCCGCGAGACCGCCACCCCCGCCCCCGCGACCGCUAGACCUGCUGGCGAGAGACAAGCCCUAUGCGUGCUCAUACUGUCCGUUCACGACGGACGUUCUCGCGUUUUUGUUCGCCCACGAGCGCGCGCACGCCCAGCAACAACAGGCGGCGAGCGAAGCGGCGGAAACGCCUUGCGAAGUUCAGAUCGGAGCGGGCGAGCCAGAGGGCGGCGAACACAAGGCGGAGGCGGUGGACGAUAUCGAGGGCGAGGCGGACGCGUCGUACUCGUGUUCACGCUGCUCGUUUCGUGCGGAAGGGUUCGCGGCGCUGGAGGCGCACCUGAGGGCGGCGCACGGCGGGGCGGGUGCGCUGCUGGCGGUGCCGCGAGCCCCGCAGGCGCCGCUCACGAUGCAGCCCUUCGUGGUGGAGGAGGCGGGCGGCGCACUGAGCCUGGUGCCGUCGCUGGUGUUCCUGCCGGUGCGGCGCCGCGCCACCCGCCGCGCCACCGUCACGCUGACGCUCACGCCGGCCUAGCCGCGAGCCCAUCCCGCGGCUGCUCUCGACUCUACUCACUACAUUUAACGCUGUGUGCCUUCAAGCGAUUGCUGAAAAAAUAUAAUGAGACGUAAUAAUUGUAAUCGGAGAAGCUGUCCGCGGCCGCCCGCUCGA